AUGAAUUUGGAAGAAUACUUAUCUACUAGAAUGUAGGAGAUGUCCAAGUUUUAUAAUCAGCUAAAUAUCCCAAUAUGUAUGUAAUGUUUAUAUGAAAAGAAGAUGAUAUAAAGUGUAAUGUUUAAGUUAAAGAAUAACAAUUAGAUAAUAGAAGUUAAAAACAUUUUGAAUAAAAACAUGAUGUUUCAUAGAAUUCAUUUAUGAAUGAAUUUAUAGAGGAAACUUAAAAUCAGCAAAAUUAACACACAGACAUCUUUGAUGAAAUACCUAUAAAAGGUGCUUAAAAGUCAUUUGAAUAAUUAUUAUAAGAUUAAGGUAUUGUAUAAGAAGAGAAAAAAGAUAAGAAAGAAUUUUUAAAAAAGGGAACUAGAUAAUAUUUAUCUAAUGCAUAAACAAGAUCUGAAUUAUCAAAAAGAGAACAUUAAGAGAUAUUAAAAAUGAAUAAUGAAAAUGCAACAGAAUAAUAAUAAUAAUAAUAAUAACCAAAGAAAUUACCAGUUCAUUUUUUAUAAAAAGGUAAAGGUAAAUAAUGUACACAAAAAGUAAAUGAUUCAAUAUUAGAUCAUACUAAAAAUGAUGAAAGUAUUAUAUAAUAAAAUGAUGAUAAAAAUGAAUUAAAGAAAGAGAAAUAAUAAUUAGAAUAAUAAUAAAAAGAAUUAUAAAGAUUAAAAAUUCAAUAAUAAAAAUAAUUAGAAUAAGAAAAAUAGGAAUUUGAAAAAUGGAAAGAAGAAGAAAAGAAAAAAAUUGAAAGAAUAACAAAGAAACAUUAUACUAUUCAAUAAUAAAGAUAACAAUAAUUAACAACUAAAUAAUUAGAAGAAUUAGAUUUUCUUAGAAAAAAAGUGGCUUAAUAAAAUGAGGAAAUAAAGGAAUUAAAAUUAUAAUUAGAGAAAUAAUAAUAAUAAAUAUAAUAAUAAUAAUUGAACAAUACUUAAAAUACAAGUACUCAUAAUAUAAACAAAUUGAUUGCCUAAUCAUCUCCUCCAUAAAGUAAUUAUUCAACUAAAGCAUCUAUUGCUUCAGAAAAUAAAGUAAAUUCAUAUGCAAUGAUGCAUAAUAAAUAAGGUUGUAUAAAUGAAGAAGAAGAAUUUGAAUCUUAAAAUGGAGAUGAUCAAAAUAGUUAUCAAAAUGGAGAUAGUUAUGAAUAAGAGAAAAUUAAGAUAGAUUUAAUAUAGUUAAAAAAUUAACCUAAUAUUUCAAUUGAUAUGAUUAAUGAUUUAAUAGAUGAAUCAGAGUUUGAAUUUCAAAAUAAUAAAUACUAUGGAUAAUAUUUAGAUUAUUUGAAACAUGAUGAUAAAGUCAUUUAAUAAAAUUAAUCUGCAGAUGGAAAAAUUUCAAGAACAUAUUAAAGUGGCAAAAAAGAAGUUGUAUUCAAUAAUGGAGUUAAACGAGAAGUAUUUUCAAAUGGAUUUACUAUUGUUCAUUUUACUAAUAAUGAUAAAAAAUAAACUCUACCUGAUGGUACUAUAGUUUACUAUUUUGGAUAAGCUAAAACUACUUAAAUUACAAUUUAAAAUGGACCUUAAGUAUUUUUAUUUAAUAUUAAUAUAUAUAGAUCUAUAGAUUUUCAAAUAAUUAAAUAGAAAUUCAUUUCUAAAAUGGUGAGAAACAAAUAAGAUUCUCUGAUGGUACUAAAAAGUAUAUAUAUCCUAAUGGAGAAGAAGAAACCUUGUUUAGUGAUGGUAUAUUCUAAAAAGUAGAUGUAAAUAAGGUUAAAUAUAUUGAAUAUCCUGAUGGUAAAAUUGAGAUUACCCAUCCAGAUGGCAGAAUAGAAAACUAAUCUCCAAAAAAAUAAAAUUAUUGA
Messenger RNA from Paramecium pentaurelia, 1804 nucleotides. Lineage: Eukaryota; Ciliophora; Oligohymenophorea; Peniculida; Parameciidae. The record is from the annotation of a GenBank genome assembly.